This is a messenger RNA of Didymodactylos carnosus, 765 nucleotides long. NCBI's taxonomy places the organism in Eukaryota, Metazoa, Rotifera, Eurotatoria, Philodinida, Philodinidae. The record is from the annotation of a GenBank genome assembly.
AUGAAAGGUGUUGUUCUUUAUCCAUCCUUCGCAGAAACAAUAAAAAUACCGCGAAAAGAAAUCUCUAUUUCACUUGGAGGUAUUUUUGCCGUGUUAUUAUUGGGUAGUACUAUUACAACCGUUGUCUACGGUUCAUUAACAUUGGUAAAAUUCAUUCAUAUUCCUUAUAAUUUUGGUCAAUUUUCCAUAUAUGCUGCAUCAAUUGCACUCAUCGCUAUUGGUGGUUUACUCCUAUUUACUCUAAUAUUUGGCAUUAUCGGUGUAUCACUACAUAAUGGAAAUCUUCGUUUGCUUACAUUAGUAUUAGCAUUUUUAUUAUUCUGUGCAUUAGCUAUUAUUGGUGUUUGGUCAAUGGUUUUAGUUAAAACAAAUGGUUUACAGCUUAGUAUUAAUAAUGAUAUUAUAGAUUUGAAUAAACUUUAUCGUGAAAAGCCUAAUGCAGCAAAGAAGAUCGAUUAUUUAAAUGAAAAUUAUCAAUGUUGUGGUGCAAUAACAGAUGAUAAAAAAGAAUUAGAGAAUGUAUCUGGCUUACCAGUGUCAUGUUGUAUAACGCCCGAAUGUAAAACCAAAAAAGUUCUAGAAGCAAGUGAUGGCAUAUAUCAAAAAGGAUGUAUAGAUUCGAGUUAUCGUUCAGAAAAGGUUGACAGAGUUUUUAUAUUGUCUAUUGUUUCAUUAGCAUGUGCCGGGGCCGUUUUACUUGGUUUAAUCUUUUAUGGAAUCGUAACGAAAAAAGCGAGAGAAGGUUAUGCAACUGUUAAUCAUUAA